Molecule: messenger RNA, 4083 nt
Organism: Portunus trituberculatus (swimming crab)
Lineage: Eukaryota; Metazoa; Arthropoda; Malacostraca; Decapoda; Portunidae
Product: methionine synthase-like
Exons: 21
Coding region: 170-3949 (1259 amino acids)
Biological process (GO): pteridine-containing compound metabolic process
Molecular function (GO): methionine synthase activity; cobalamin binding; zinc ion binding
Source: RefSeq, a predicted model, not a curated record
UAGUUGGAAGCCAUUGCCAAAGCUUGAGAUGCGAAUCGGAGAAAAGAUGUUCGGGUAUAUCAAGGAACCUUGGGGUAUAUAAACAAUCCCGCGAGUAAAUUCCUGUCGUUUCCCUGGCAAGGAGAGCUGCUUGUGCGUUGUGCCCUGACCUGACGCAUUGAAUGAAACCAUGAUGAGGCACAAGCGCCCAGCAGCCAUGCCAUCAAGAGGGGAAGAAAUCCAAAUGGCAUUAAAGGAACGCAUUCUUGUAAUUGAUGGGGCCAUGGGAACUAUGAUCCAGCAUCACUCCUUGAAGGAAGAAGACUACCGAGGAGAGGAAUUUAAAGAUCACCAUACCAGUGUGAAAGGCAAUAAUGACUUACUGUCUUUAACAAAACCUCAAAUUAUUUUGAAUAUUCACAAGGCUUACUUGGAAGCUGGUGCAGACAUUGUGGAGACAAACACAUUCAGUGGAACACGAGUAGCCCAGGCUGACUAUCACUUAGAACAUGUCUGUUACAGACUGAACUUGGAAUCUGCUCGACUAGCCAGGCGUGCAGCAGAUGAAGUAUCAGCGUCAUCAGGAAGGCAACGAUAUGUUGCAGGUGCAAUGGGACCUACUAACCGAACACUCUCCAUCUCUCCAUCUGUAGAACGACCAGAUUAUAGGAAUAUUACCUGGGAUGUUUUGGUGGAAGCCUACAUGGAACAAGCGCGAGGACUCCUUGAUGGUGGUGUGGACAUCCUCCUAGUAGAGACCAUCUUUGACACAGCCAAUGCAAAAGCUGCCUUAUUUGCCAUUCAAACUCUAUUUGAGAUGGAAUACAAUCCCAUACCAUUGUUUAUCUCUGGUACCAUUGUAGACAAGUCUGGCCGCACUCUAUCAGGUCAGAUGGGGGAAGCAUUUGUGAUUAGUGUGUCCCAUGCUCAACCAGUAUGUAUUGGACUCAACUGUGCCCUUGGUGCUAUAGAAAUGAGACCUUUCAUUGAGAAUAUUAGUCAGAAUACAAGUGCAGCCAUUAUUUGCUACCCAAAUGCUGGUUUGCCCAAUACCUUUGGGGAAUAUGAGGAAACCCCAGAGACUACUGCCAAUCAUAUCUGGGAUUUUGCCAAGGAUGGUUUAGUGAAUGUAGUUGGUGGUUGUUGUGGAACUACUCCAGAUCAUAUCAGGGCUAUUGCAGAAGCUGUAUCAACUAUGAAACCCCGAUCUGCUUCCUCUGCCCUCUAUCAAGAUGCACUACUGCUGAGUGGCUUGGAGCCAAUGAAGAUAACUUCUGAGACAAACUUUGUUAACAUUGGUGAAAGAUGUAAUGUCUCUGGCUCUAAGAAGUUUUGUCGGCUGAUUAAAGAUGGACUGUUUGAAGAAGCUCUUAGUAUUGCAAAGACACAAGUUGAAAAUGGUGCCCAGAUACUUGAUGUAAAUAUGGAUGAAGGCCUCUUGGACAGUCAUGCAGCAAUGUACCGUUUUCUGAACCUGAUAUCCACUGAGCCAGACAUUUGCAAGGUUCCCAUUUGUAUUGAUUCUUCAAAUUUUGAUGUCAUUGAAACUGGCUUGAAAGUCAUCCAGGGGAAGUCCUUGGUCAACUCCAUCUCUCUCAAGGAGAGUGAAGAGGACUUUAUUUGUAAAGCCAAGUUAAUCAAGAAGUAUGGAGCAGCAGUAGUUGUCAUGGCCUUUGAUGAAAAAGGACAGGCUGUGGAUGUAGACAGCAAAGUCAAGAUUUGUCAGCGAUCUUACAAGAUUCUGGUGGAUAAGAUUGGAUUUAACCCAAAUGAUAUAAUCUUUGAUCCUAAUAUCCUGACAGUGGCUACAGGAAUAGAGGAACAUAACAUGUAUGGCAUGAAUUUUAUUGAAGCUACUAAGAUAAUAAAGGCCACCUGCUCCAGGGCACGAGUGAGUGGAGGAGUGAGUAAUUUCUCUUUCUCUUUCCGCGGAAAGGAUGCAAUGCGUGAAGCCAUGCAUUCAGUUUUCUUGUAUCAUGCUAUAAAGGCUGGAAUGGAUAUGGGAAUUGUAAAUGCUGGUUGCUUGCCUGUUUAUGAUGACAUUGAACCAGAGCUGUUAAAGUUGUGUGAAGCACUCUUGUGGAAUACUGACCCAGAUUGUACUGAAAAACUGCUUGCUUAUGCUGAUCAGAGUACUAACCAAUUGAGAAACAGUGUUGUGCAAGAUGACUGGAGAACCAAAAGUGUUGAAGAAAGAUUGCAAUACUCUCUUAUAAAGGGUAUUGAUGCAUUUAUUGAGGAAGACACUGAGGCAGCUCGAUCAGAUUCAUCAAGAUAUCUUAGGCCACUGAAUGUCAUUGAGGGUCCUCUUAUGAGUGGAAUGGGUGUAGUGGGGGAACUGUUUGGGGCUGGAAAAAUGUUUUUGCCCCAAGUUAUCAAGAGUGCACGAGUCAUGAAGAAGGCUGUGGGUUACCUCAUCCCAUUCAUGGAAGAUGAACGAACUUCAUUGAUGAACAAAUUAGAAGAUGCUGAACCAAAGAGAGAGAUAUAUAAUGGCACCAUAGUUUUAGCCACAGUUAAAGGAGAUGUCCAUGAUAUUGGCAAGAAUAUUGUGGGAGUGGUGUUGGGCUGUAAUAACUAUAAAGUAAUUGACUUGGGUGUGAUGUGUUCGAGUGAUAAGAUCUUACAGUGUGCCCUUGCAGAGAAAGCAGACAUCAUUGGACUCUCUGGACUCAUAACUCCUUCCCUUGAUGAAAUGAUCCAUGUAGCCAAAGAGAUGGAGAGAAUUGGCCUCCAGAUUCCUCUCCUGAUUGGAGGAGCUACAACUUCACGAACCCAUACUGCUGUUAAGAUUGCGCCUAAAUACAGAAACCCUGUGGUACAUGUGGUGGAUGCUUCCAAAAGUGUGGUGGUGUGCUCAUCAUUACUGGACAGGAAAAUACAUGAUGAUUUUAUUGAAGAUCUUAAUGAAGACUAUGAAAUAAUCAGGGAGGAACACUAUGAAAAUCUGAAAGAUAGAAAAUAUGUGACCAUUAAUGAAGCCCGUAAGCGUUCUUUCAAGAUCGACUGGGGUUCAAGAUUCAGACCAGUUAUUCCAAAGUUUCUGGGCACAAAGGUAUUUAACAAUUAUGACUUAUCCUUAUUAGUACCAUACAUUGAUUGGAAGCCAUUCUUUGAUGUGUGGCAGUUACGUGGAAAAUAUCCUAACAGGGGCUUUCCAAAGAUCUUCAAUGAUGCUACUGUUGGAGAAGAAGCUAAGCGUGUCUUUGAUGAUGCCCAAAAGCUGCUGUCUAGGAUUCUCUUCGAAGGCAGCCUGCAGCCUCAGGGUGUGGUUGCCUUUUAUCCAGCCAACAGCUCAGGCGAUGACAUUGAACUCUAUGAAGAUGAAUUACGGUCUAAAGUUGUGGCCAAACUCUUUGGUUUGAGACAGCAGGCAGAGAAGGAAGCACAAGGCACCUUUUGCUGCAUCUCAGAUUUUAUUGCUCCUCGGGAAAGUGGCAUCCAGGAUUACAUAGGGAUGUUCGCUGUCACUGCUGGUUUUGGAGUUGAUGCUUUAUGUGCAGAAUUCCAACAGGAUUAUGAUGAUUAUAGUGUCAUCCUGGUGAAAGCCCUUGCUGACAGAUUAGCUGAGGCAUUUGCUGAAGAGCUACAUGAAAGAGUAAGGAAAGAUUUAUGGGGCUAUGCAAAUAAUGAAGACCUGCAAGCUAGUGAAAUGCACAGAGUAAGAUAUGAGGGAAUACGGCCUGCCCCAGGUUAUCCAAUUCAGCCGGAUCACCAGGAAAAACAGACAAUGUGGAAACUGAUGAAGGUGAAAGAGCAUACAGGUAUUGGCUUAACAGAAGCAUUAGCAAUGACUCCAGCUGCUUCUGUGUCUGGCUUGUAUUUUGCCCACCCAGACAGCCAUUAUUUCUCUGUGGGAAAACUGGGAAAAGAUCAGGUCAUGGACUAUGCUAAUCGCAAAGAGACAGACAUUGUGCAGGUGGAGAAGUGGAUUAACACAAAUUUAUCAUAUGAUCCAGCAGAAGAGUAAAUGAUGAAUUAAGGAGCAUUUAAUGGGCUUAUGUAAAAAUUUCUAUAAUGAUUUAAUUUUGUUUAAGAAUCUUUUAAUUUUACAACUAUAUUUUAGCUGUAAUAGCCAUGUUAAUAAAAUAAUUAGUUUCAUCA